AUGUCUCUCUUCCAAGCUGCCAGCGAUCCUCCUUCCAAGCUCGGUAUCUAUCGCAUCCUAUCCUCUCGUGCAGGGGUGAGGGUCUCACCUCUAGCUCUCGGCGCUAUGAGCAUCGGUGAUAAAUGGGAGGCCUUUGGUAUGGGUUCGAUGAAUAAGGAGUCUAGUUUCAAGCUACUGGACGCGUAUUUUGAUAUGGGCGGAAACUUCAUCGACACUGCGAAUGGCUACCAGGCAGAGACAUCCGAACAGUUCAUUGGCGAAUGGGCGGAGAAGCGAGGAAUACGGGAUCAGUUGAUUAUCGCGACGAAGUACACUUCCCACUUCAAGCGUGGAGAUGACUCUAUCGCGCAGAAGGUUAACUACGUAGGUAACAGUACCAAGUCUAUGCAUAUCAGCGUGGAAGCGAGCCUUAAAAAACUCCGAACGUCGUACAUCGACAUCCUAUACGUUCACUGGUGGGACUACGAGACAUCGAUUCCAGAAAUCAUGGACAGCCUUCACAACCUCGUCGCAGCGCGAAAGGUCCUCUACCUCGGUAUCUCCGAUACCCCCGCAUGGAUCGUAUCUCAAGCGAAUCAGUACGCUACUGAUCACGGCAAGACGCCAUUCGUCGUGUACCAAGGUAGAUGGAGUAUCUUGGAUCGCUCCUUUGAGCGCGACAUCAUCCCCAUGGCCAAAUUAUUGGGCUUGGCACUCUGCCCAUGGGCCGUACUGGGAGGCGGGAAGUUACGGACGGACGAGGAGGAACAACGUCGGAGGGAGACGGGGGAGAAUGGACGCACUGUAUUUGGUCCAUCCUGGGAGCGUACAGAGGAAGAAGUGAAAGUCUGUAAGGCAUUGGAGAAGGUAGCAGUCGAGGUUGGUGCAGGGUCCAACAUUACGGCGGUCGCGAUUGCAUAUGUGAUGCAGAAAACACCCUAUGUUUUCCCAAUCAUCGGAGGUCGAAAAGUAGAACAGCUCGAGGCGAACGUAAAAGCGCUGGAUAUUUCGUUAUCGAAGGAGCAGAUUGAAUACUUGGACGGAGCCAUGCCUUUUGAUCCCGGGUUCCCUACGACGAUCAUUGGUGAUGGGACGAGCUAUAGUUUCCUCCUCGCGUCAGUUGCGAAGAUGGCAAAGCAGCCUGGUCUCCAACCUAUCAGACCUUGAUCAAAUGUGACUCUUAUGGCUAAUGAAUGCUUUCGGCAUUUUUGUAUAAUGAGAUGUGCACUUGUAUAAUUUGAAUCCAACCCCGUAGGCAUAAGAAGUAAUCAGAUUCAUGC
Desarmillaria tabescens is the source of this 1259-nucleotide messenger RNA. RefSeq names its product NADP-dependent oxidoreductase domain-containing protein. The record is from RefSeq and is a predicted model, not a curated record. NCBI's taxonomy places the organism in Eukaryota, Fungi, Basidiomycota, Agaricomycetes, Agaricales, Physalacriaceae. The coding region runs from base 1 to 1146 and encodes 381 amino acids. The transcript has 5 exons.